AUGUAUUCGGACAAUGCAACUAAUUUUGUAGGGAGUAAUAACGAAUUAAGUAAAUUAUUUCAAUCACAAGCUUUCGGUGAACUAACCAAUAAAUUAGAAAUGCAAAAUCUUCACUGGCAUUUUAUACCAAGUAGAUCCCCUCAUAUGGGCGGUUUAUGGGAAGCGGGUAUUAAGUCAGCAAAAUACCACAUUAGUCGAGUGACGAAAAACGCAUUGCUGAAUUACGAUCAGUUUUAUACCCUAUUAGUUGAAAUCGAAGCAUGUUUGAAUUCUCGUCCUUUGACACCCCUUUCAAAUGACCCCAACGACCUAUCACCUCUAACUCCUGGCCAUUUCUUAAUCGGGAGUCCACUAAUUGCGUUGCCUCAAGAAAACUUGGUCGAUGUUCCAUCCAAUCGACUAAAUCAUUGGCAGCGCAUUCAACAAAUUAAACAGCAUUUCUGGCGACGCUGGUCAUUAGAAUAUCUGAACGAGUUGCAACAACGCACGAAGUGGAAGGCGGCGUCGAAGGAAGAACUCCAACCAGGAGCACUCGUUGUGCUCAAGGAGGACAACCUGCCCCCGCUUGCGUGGAAGAUGUGCCGAAUUCAAGAGCUCCAUCCGGGCAGUGACGGGCAUGUGCGGGUAGUUUCCGUGAAAACAAUUAGCGGUAUAGUGAAGCGUCCAAUAAACAAAGUGUGCGUUUUACCAAUUGAAUAG
Messenger RNA from Zophobas morio, 699 nucleotides. RefSeq lists its product as uncharacterized. The coding region runs from base 1 to 699 and encodes 232 amino acids. Gene Ontology annotation, molecular function: nucleic acid binding. Lineage: Eukaryota; Metazoa; Arthropoda; Insecta; Coleoptera; Tenebrionidae. The record is from RefSeq and is a predicted model, not a curated record. The transcript has a single exon.